UGCGGGGAGGAAUAGAGACGGCGGUGGGGAGACGGCGGGACUUCCGGCUCGGCUGGUGAGUUGAGCUCGUCGAAGGCUGAGGGCGAGCGGCCGGGAAGAGGCUGAGGCGAGCGGCCAUGAUCAAGAAGUUCGAUAAGAAGGACGAGGAGUCUGGCAGUGGCUCCAACCCCUUCCAGCAUCUGGAAAAAAGUGCCAUUCUCCAGGAGGCUCGUAUUUUUAAUGAAACCCCUAUAAAUCCAAGAAGAUGUCUGCACAUACUCACCAAGAUACUUUACCUACUGAACCAGGGUGAACACUUUGGAACGACAGAAGCCACAGAGGCCUUCUUUGCCAUGACCAGAUUAUUUCAGUCAAAUGAUCAAACCUUAAGGAGAAUGUGUUACCUUACCAUCAAAGAGAUGGCAAACAUUUCCGAGGAUGUUAUCAUUGUCACCAGCAGUCUGACCAAAGACAUGACGGGGAAGGAAGAUGUGUACCGAGGCCCAGCCAUCCGAGCGCUCUGCAGGAUCACUGAUGGAACGAUGCUGCAGGCCAUUGAGAGGUACAUGAAGCAGGCCAUUGUGGACAAAGUCCCCAGUGUCUCCAGUUCAGCACUGGUGUCUUCCUUACACAUGAUGAAGAUCAACUAUGACGUGGUCAAGCGGUGGAUCAACGAAGCCCAGGAAGCUGCUUCCAGUGACAAUGUCAUGGUGCAAUACCAUGCUCUAGGGCUUCUCUACCAUCUCAGGAAGAAUGACCGCCUUGCUGUCUCCAAGAUGCUGAAUAAAUUCACAAAAUCUGGACUGAAAUCCCAGUUUGCCUAUUGCAUGUUGAUUCGGAUUGCCAGCCGGCUACUGAAAGAGUCUGAGGAAGGGCAUGACAACCCCCUGUUUGAUUUCAUUGAGAGCUGCCUGCGGAACAAACACGAGAUGGUGAUUUACGAGGCUGCCUCUGCUAUUAUCCAUCUCCCAAACUGCACAGCCAGGGAGUUGGCACCAGCUGUCUCAGUGCUUCAGCUCUUCUGCAGCUCUCCCAAGCCUGUUCUGAGAUAUGCUGCAGUCAGGACCCUGAAUAAGGUGGCAAUGAAGCACCCGUCUGCAGUCACCGCCUGCAAUUUGGACUUGGAGAACCUGAUCACGGACUCCAACCGCAGCAUUGCCACCCUGGCCAUCACCACUCUCCUGAAGACGGGCAGCGAGAGCAGCGUGGACAGACUCAUGAAGCAGAUCUCUUCCUUCGUGUCUGAGAUAUCAGAUGAGUUCAAGGUGGUGGUAGUCCAGGCCAUAAGCGCCCUGUGCCAGAAGUACCCGCGGAAGCACAGCGUGAUGAUGACCUUCCUCUCCAACAUGCUCAGGGAUGAUGGAGGCUUUGAAUACAAGCGCGCCAUCGUGGACUGCAUCAUCAGCAUCAUUGAGGAGAACCCCGAGAGCAAGGAGCCGGGCCUGGCUCACCUCUGUGAGUUCAUCGAAGACUGCGAGCACACGGUGCUGGCCACCAAGAUCCUUCACCUGCUGGGCAAGGAAGGGCCCAGGACCCCUUCCCCUUCCAAGUACAUCCGCUUCAUCUUCAACAGAGUGGUGCUGGAAAACGAAGCUGUGAGGGCUGCGGCAGUCAGCGCACUGGCCAAAUUUGGGGCCCAGAACGAGAACCUGCUUCCUAGUGUCCUGGUGCUCUUGCAAAGGUGCAUGAUGGACACUGACGAUGAGGUCCGUGACCGAGCAACCUUCUACCUGAACGUCCUGCAGCAAAGGCAGCUGGCUCUGAAUGCUGCAUACAUCUUUAAUGGCCUGACAGUCUCCAUUCCUGGGAUGGAAAAGGCCCUGCACCAGUACACACUAGAGCCUUCAGAAAAGCCUUUCGACAUGAGGUCUGUGCCAUUGGCUACUGCCCCCACCUUUGAGCAAAAAGCAGAGAUCACCCUGGUGGCCAAGCAUGAGAAAAUGGCCCCUUCACGGCAGGACAUAUUCCAAGAACAACUGGCUGCCAUUCCGGAGUUCAAGAACCUGGGCCCUCUCUUCAAGUCCUCUGAGCCAGUUCAGCUCACGGAGGCAGAGACGGAGUAUUUUGUUCGCUGCAUCAAGCACGUGUUCGCCAGUCACAUUGUCUUCCAGUUUGACUGUACCAACACCCUCAACGACCAGCUCCUGGAAAGGGUGACGGUCCAGAUGGAGCCUUCAGAGCCAUAUGACGUGCUUCGCUGCAUCCCAGCCCCCAGCCUCCCCUACAACCAGCCAGGCAUGUGCUACACACUGGUUGGGCUGCCCCUAGAUGACCCCACUGCAGUUGCCUGCACCUUUAGCUGCACAAUGAAGUUCGCUGUCCGAGACUGUGACCCCAACACCAGAGUGCCAGACGACGAUGGUUAUGAUGAUGAAUAUGUGCUGGAAGAUCUGGAAGUAACUCUCUCCGACCACAUCCAGAAGGUGCUGAAGCCCAACUUUGCAGCUGCCUGGGAGGAACUAGGAGAUGACUAUGAGAAAGAGGAGACGUUUGCUCUCAGCUCCAUUAAAACCCUGGAUGAAGCUGUCAACAACAUUGUGAAGUUCCUGGGCAUGCAACCAUGCGAGAGAUCAGAUAAAGUACCAGAGAACAAGAAUUCCCACACCCUCUAUUUAGCUGGUGUGUACAGAGGCGGCUUAGAUGUCCUAGUGAGGUCCAGGCUUGCUCUGGGAGAUGGAGUGACAAUGCAGGUGACUGUCCGAAGCACAGAGGAAACGCCAGUGGACGUCAUCUUGGCUUCUGUUGGUUAAGUGUUGCAGCAGUUCAAGCUGGGAGCUGAACCAUCGUUUCAACUCUGUCCUCCUUGCAGGUUACUCCACAGAUCUACAUGCAUGUCUCUUCUGUUUCCCUUUUUGCAGGUCAAUGGUUUUUUGUGGUCUGUGGUUUUUUGUGGGGUUGGUGGCUGCCCUGGCGGUUUCUCUUAUAUGCAACUGGAACUGGGCCAUAGCCACAUCUACCCACCCAAACUUCUACAUUCCUGUAUACAUUAUUGUCUCUGUUUUGGCAAUAGAAUGGGGGAGUCUGGUAGAAGAUUUCCUUCUCCAGUUUUCUUGAAUUUUUAUUAAGAGAAAAUAAACAUGGCUGUUUCAGCAUCAA
Messenger RNA from Hemicordylus capensis (graceful crag lizard), 3075 nucleotides. It is a transcript of the gene COPG2, whose product is annotated as COPI coat complex subunit gamma 2. The record is from RefSeq and is a predicted model, not a curated record. Gene Ontology annotation, molecular function: structural molecule activity. Gene Ontology annotation, cellular component: COPI vesicle coat; Golgi membrane; endoplasmic reticulum-Golgi intermediate compartment. NCBI's taxonomy places the organism in Eukaryota, Metazoa, Chordata, Lepidosauria, Squamata, Cordylidae. Gene Ontology annotation, biological process: intracellular protein transport; endoplasmic reticulum to Golgi vesicle-mediated transport; organelle transport along microtubule. The transcript has 24 exons. Bases 117 to 2729 code for a protein of 870 amino acids.